AGGUGGGUCCCAGCUGCCUCCUAUCAUGUUGACCUUUGGCCUCAGUACCCUCUGACGAGGGUGAUGGGUGGGGCUAUACAUAAUGCCACAUCCUUCUUCCUCAGCAUUCAGUCUGCUCUGGUUAUGGAGGGCGGGGACCCUAGAAUUCUCUAUGCUGAAGACGUAGGUUAGCCCUAUCUCUCCCACAUAGAGGUGCUGGAGGAAGAGGCUGAGGGGGGACUUGUGCAAGGGCAAGGGCAGAGACCCAGCCUGUGGAGGAAGAGUGUGGCUGGGGCCCCAUAAAGACCUGCGUGUCCUUGAGGUUCUUCUACCCAGAACUCCCUAAGAGGUCCAAGGACAGAGGACAACAUGGACUGUCUUCCGGACUCAGGCCGUGGCCUCAUUCCUGCCUGGAAGACGCUUCUACUAACAGGUGCCCUGCUUGUCUCCUGCACCUGCUCUGCCACCUCCAAGCCACCCCACAUGGAAGGAGCUGGCCCCCACCUGCUUGACCCCAGAGCCCCUGAAGGAGUUCUCAGCACUUCUUGGUUCCGAGAGUUUGAAGCCCAGCCGCCAGCCGCGUCCCCUCUCAAGGGCCUCCGGGGACUUCCUCACACUAGCCAAGAGGUGCUACACACUGAAGACAGCUCGGUCAUCAGGGAUGUAUCAGCUCAAAACUCAGAGAGCCACGCCGAGGUUCUGGACGCCGUCAGGUCCCAUAGGACUGAAGUCAAGAACAGGGCCAGCCUGGUCCCACUGGUGACCUUCCCAGAGGCUUUGAAGGGCACAGUCUACAGUGACCUUAACUACUCUGUGAUCCUGCAGUGGAGGGUGACCAUGGACCCAGAGCCCAUGCUGAGGUGGACCUUCAAUGGGAAGCCAUGCGGAACUGGGGACAAGCUAUUUAUCCGGCGACUGUCCCCAAAUCAGCUGGGCACGUAUCUGUGUAUAGCCAAGAAUACAAACGAAGAGCGGGUAUCUGAGCCGGUGACCGUCUCCUUGAGCCAAGACAACGUGGCUCCCACAGUUCCGGAUCCCACAAUUGCCUAUCCCACGACGUCAAACGACUACAUGGCGCUCUCAGGAGGACCCGCCAUCGUCCUCAUCGUAGCAGCCACACUGGGAGGCCUAGCACUGAUCGGAGCUAGCUGCUUCUAUUUAGUCCGGGGAAUUAAGAACACACAGAGAUAAGGAAUGUGCAGCUGAGCCAUGAGCGCAUAAAUCUCUACCCAAAGCCGAUCCCACGACAGGAGUCUCAGAAAAGGACAUGGCCCUCGUCAAGCUCCUCUUCCCUCCCAGUUGUCCCCAUGAUGUCCCCAGCUAAACAAAGCAUGUUCUGUCCUGCCCACCACCAGCAACCCAUCUUCACAGCCCACCUACUCCUGGAACACUGUCUCUAUUCUUCAGCCUCACCAAACAAAAGAAACUUCCUGGCUUAGCUGAAGGGAGGAGUGGGGUAACGGAGGAAGAAUUUAACAGAAGUCAUGAAGAUUUCCCAGAGUCCUAGCGUGUAUCUGGCAGCCUCCGCACGGUAAUAAAUUGCCUCUGGACCUC
Rattus rattus (black rat) is the source of this 1533-nucleotide messenger RNA. It is a transcript of the gene Igsf23, whose product is annotated as immunoglobulin superfamily member 23. Bases 349 to 1170 code for a protein of 273 amino acids. The transcript is spliced from 5 exons. NCBI's taxonomy places the organism in Eukaryota, Metazoa, Chordata, Mammalia, Rodentia, Muridae. The record is from RefSeq and is a predicted model, not a curated record.